Messenger RNA from Hibiscus syriacus, 2215 nucleotides. Its product is annotated as coatomer subunit beta'-3-like. Gene Ontology annotation, cellular component: membrane coat. The record is from RefSeq and is a predicted model, not a curated record. Gene Ontology annotation, molecular function: structural molecule activity. The coding region runs from base 449 to 1267 and encodes 272 amino acids. Gene Ontology annotation, biological process: vesicle-mediated transport; intracellular protein transport. The transcript is spliced from 15 exons. Lineage: Eukaryota; Viridiplantae; Streptophyta; Magnoliopsida; Malvales; Malvaceae.
CCUUUGUCGGAUUGAUGUUACUGUUAAAAAUCUUUACUGGGCUGAUAGUGGUGACUUGGUGGCAAUUACCAGUGAUACAUCUUUCUAUAUCCUAAAGUACAAUAGGGAUGUAGUUCAAUCUUCCUUAGAUAGUGGAACACCAGUUGACGAGCAGGGAGUUGAGGAUGCAUUUGAGCUUCUUCAUGAAACCAAUGAACGUGUCAGGACCGGGAUAUGGGUUGGAGACUGUUUCAUUUACAAUAACUCUUCGUGGAGACUUAAUUACUGUGUUGGUGGAGAGGUCACCACAAUGUUUCAUUUGGACCGUCCAUGUACUUGUUGGAAUAUCUUGCAAGUCAAAGUCGGGUGUAUCUGAUAGACAAAGAGUUUAAUGUAAUGGGAUACACAUUACUUCUCAGCCUGAUCGAGUACAAGACACUUGUGAUUCGCGGAGACCUGGAAAGGGCCAAUGAAAUUUUACCUUUUAUUCCUAAAGGCUAAAGAGCACCAUAAUAGUGUUGCUCGUUUCCUGGAAUCACGAGGUAUGAUAGAGGAUGCUCUUGAAGUAGCUACGGACCCUGAUUACAGAUUUGAGCUGUCCAUUCAGCUUGGUAGAUUAGAGAUUGCUAGGCUAGAACUGGCUGAACAAUGCAUGAAGCAUGCAAUGGACCUGAGCGGUUUAUUGUUACUUUAUUCCUCACUGGGAGAUGCUGAAGGAAUAGCAACACUUGCAUCUCUUUCCAAAGAACAAGGGAAGAACAAUGUAGCUUUUCUUUGUUUAUUUAUGUUGGGUAAAUUGGAGGAUUGCCUUCAGCUUUUGUUGGAAAGCAAUCGGAUACCAGAGGCUGCUUUGAUGGCACGAUCUUAUCUUCCAAGCAAAGUUUCAGAGAUGGUAGCAAUUUGGAGAAAAGACCUCAACAGGCUAGAACUGGCUGAACAAUGCAUGAAGCAUGCAAUGGACCUGAGCGGUUUAUUGUUACUUUAUUCCUCACUGGGAGAUGCUGAAGGAAUAGCAACACUUCCAUCUCUUUCCAAAGAACAAGGGAAGAACAAUGUAGCUUUUCUUUGUUUAUUCGUGUUGGGUAAAUUGGAGGAUUGCCUUCAGCUUUUGUUGGAAAGCAAUCGGAUACCAGAGGCUGCUUUGAUGGCACGAUCUUAUCUUCCAAGCAAAGUUUCAGAGAUGGUAGCAAUUUGGAGAAAAGACCUCAACAGGAUUGGGAACUUUCUCUUUCUGUAUCCAAAGUGGCAGAAACAAGCGGUGUUUAUCCUCCUGCAGCGGAUUAUUUGAAUCAUGCUGAUAGAUCGAAGUUGAUACUUGUGGAGGCUUUCAGAAGCAUGCAAAUCGAGGAUGACGAGCCUCUUGAAAUGGUGAACUUGAUUAUGAGGCUGCAGGACUGAAUGGGCAUGGUCAAAACGCAGAGCAGAAUGGAGAAGAUGGUAGCCAAGAGGAGCCUGUUGUUGUAGAUGCUGAUUCUAAUGAUGGCGCAGUACUCGUUAAUGGUAACAAGGAAGAAGAGUGGGUGCUUACACCAGAUCACUAGGUUUUAUGAAGACACUCAGUUUGAGCUCCAUUCAGCAUGUACUUAAGAUUUCAAACUAGAAGCUAGAAAGAUGUGAAAUAUAAUUGCUGAUUGUCUUUGCAUUCCCGAUGAGUUGGAUCUUGCAAGCACAUUGAAUUUUGGGAUGGAGCAUAUACAAGUUAUUCGGUUAGCUUUCAAAUUAUGAUUUCAGUUACUUGUCUAAGGUUUUAGCAUAUUCUUUGAGGCAUUCAGUCCUAAAAAAAACUUAAGAAACUUGUCUAAGUUGAAACAUAAAACGCACUGAGGUGAAACAUAAAACAAAAAUUUGAAGAAACUAAUUGAUACGUGAGGGCACACAAGUUGAAGAUAUGAAGAAAAUUGCAAAUAUUAAAUUUGAAUUUCCCAUAGAUAGCACAUGAAUCUGGCAUGUCGAGUUCUUACAUAACCAAAAAUUUGCAUUUUCGGACAAUAAUUUGAAAUUACACGCUUAAGAAACUUCUAAAACAUGAUUAUUAAAAUAAAAAAGGGAUUGGAAGCUCUUCCCUCUUCAACACAUGAGGGGUUUAUAUUGUUUCUAAGAUCAAGGGAAGUGGUUCUGCAGCGAGGGCAGGAGUUUUCUUUUGAGAUGAGAGUCGAAUUCUGAGCUGAUUCUACACUGUGAAUGCAAGUGACCUGGAAUGGAGCACUUUGACCUGAAUGUGUCCAUAGUCAGGGUG